AUGGCAAGAGUGUGGAGAGUUAAAGUCAAGAGGCAGUGCCUAAGGCUUGCCACUUGGUCUGAUGAUAACACAAAUUGCUGCAACUGGACAUCAGUUUCUUGCAAUCAUGAAACAGGUCACAUUCUUGAACUUCACCUCUCAACUUCAAUUACUUACUUGUAUGGGGUUUAUGAUGUUUAUGAGAUAUCACGGUUUGGGGGUGAAAUACAUCCUUCGAUAGUUCAGUUGAAAGAACUAAGUUACUUGGAUUUGAGCAGCAACGAUUCUGGAGGCAUGCAGUUUCCAAGUUUCCUUUGUUCAAUGAAGAGCUUGAUAUAUUUGAACCUCUCUUAUGCAACAUUCAGUGGAAGCAUUCCUCACCAAAUAGGAAAUCUCUCUGGUUUGCUACAUCUUGACCUUGGAGGGAAUUCUUUUACUGGGAAGAUUCCUUAUCAAAUUGGUAAUUUAUCAAAUCUACUCUAUCUUGAUCUCUCUAGGGGUCAUCAAUAUGAAAAGGAUGGGAUAUCAAUGUACGAAGAAAAUCUUCAGUGGAUGUCAUCUCUUUCUUCACUCCAAUAUCUUCAAUUGAGUUUGGUUAAUCUGUCUAAUUCCUUUAAUUGGUUGCCUGUUUUGCAAUCUCUUCCCUCAUUGACAGAGUUAUACCUACAAUGGUGUGCUCUUCAUCACAAUUUCCAUCCGGCCAUUUCCACAAACUUUUCAUCUCUAACAAUCCUUAGCCUUUCCUCUUCUUUUGACCUUGGAUCUCCUUCCAUUCCAAAGUGGAUUUUUCAGCUAAAGAAUUUGGUUUCUCUUAAAAUAACAAAUACUUAUUUGCAAGGAUCCAUCCCAAACGGUAUUUAUAACCUCUCUCUCAUUGAAGAUCUUGAUUUGUGUACAAAUUUGUUUAAUUCUUCUAUCCCUGAUUGCAUAUAUACUUUGAACCAUCUCAAGUCUCUUGAUCUUUCUAACAACAAUUUGCACGGAACAAUUUCACAUGCAAUUGGAAACUUGACUUCUAUGGUUACUCUUGCUUUGUCAGACAAUCAGUUGGAAGGGCCAUUUCCAAACUCUUUAAGCAAUCUCUGUAACUUAAGAAGUGUUGGUCUCUCUAGCAAUAACUUCAAUCAACAAGUUUCUAGAUUAAUAGAAAUAAUCUCUAAUUGUGCUUCUCACACACUCAAGGUUUUGUCAAUUGAUAGUUCCAAAGUUUAUGGUAAUUUGACAGCCCAAAUUGGGAUUUUCAAAAAUCUCCGUCACCUUUCUAUCUUUAACAGUUCUAUUCAAGGUGCAAUUCCUAUAUCUUUAGCAAAUCUUACCUCUUUGAAAUAUCUUCAAGUUAACAGAAAUAAAUUUGAUGGGAAUCCUUUUGAUGUUUUGCAAUCACUUUCUGAAUUAGAAUAUCUUGAUAUCGGUGAUAAUCUUUUCCAUGGAAUUGUAAAUGAACAUCACCUCACCAAUUUCGCUAAAUUAAAUUAUUUCACCGCAUCAGGAAACAGACUAACUUUAAAAGUAGGUCCCAAUUGGAAGCCAUCUUUUCAAAAGUUGAUCUCCUUGGACAUGGCCUUAUGGCAUUUAGGUCCCCACUUUUCGUCAUGGAUUCAAUCACUGAAACAUCUUGAGGACUUGUCCAUGCCUAACACCAACAUCUCUGAUUCUAUCCCCACAUGGCUAUGGGGUGCAUUCCCCUAUGCUUCUUAUUUUGAUUUCUCUAACAAUGAUAUCCAUGGAGAGCUUUCUUACACAUUGAAGAAUCCCAUCAAUGUCCAAACCAUUGAUUUAAGCUCAAAUCGCUUAAGUGGUCCUUUACCACACAUAUCACCAAUUGUGGAAUACUUAGACCUCUCAAAUAAUUGGUUUUAUGGAUCCAUAGCCUCCUUCUCAUGUCAGGAAAAGGAAGAGCCAAUGACGUUAGAAUAUCUCAAUUUAGUAUCAAAUAAUUUGUCAGGUGAAAUACCUGAUUGUUGGAAGAUGUGGUCAAAUAAUCUAAUGAUCAUCAAGUUUGACAACCAUUUCAAGGGGAAGUUGCCCAUAUCCUUGGGAUCCUUACCUUGGCUGGACUAA
Messenger RNA from Neltuma alba, 2040 nucleotides. RefSeq names its product receptor-like protein EIX1. Lineage: Eukaryota; Viridiplantae; Streptophyta; Magnoliopsida; Fabales; Fabaceae. The transcript is spliced from 2 exons. Gene Ontology annotation, molecular function: protein binding. The coding region runs from base 1 to 2040 and encodes 679 amino acids. The record is from RefSeq and is a predicted model, not a curated record.